This is a messenger RNA of Anopheles coustani, 1657 nucleotides long. RefSeq lists its product as uncharacterized. The transcript is spliced from 2 exons. The coding region runs from base 30 to 524 and encodes 164 amino acids. The record is from RefSeq and is a predicted model, not a curated record. Lineage: Eukaryota; Metazoa; Arthropoda; Insecta; Diptera; Culicidae.
AAGGACCAACCGAGCAGUCCCGGAAAUUGAUGCGAUCCAUCCGUGUCAGUGAAUUAUUUCGUCCGAUAAUCACCCGUUUGCCCUUUAAUCGUCGCCAUCGUGCCAACGGCUGGCUAAAGGUGUUCUGGCGCUCAUCCUUGGGGACGCACGGUUUCGCUGGGGUGGAAUUAAAAAACCCCCCCGCAGAAUCACCGCCGAUCACAGGACCGCUCCAUCACAUCACCAAGGAACCUGGAAUUGGAAGCGCUCCUGCCGAUGCUGCACUUCACCAGCGGCGGAUGUACAUCGUUAAUUUGGGAAAUUUUCGGCGUUCUGAAAGAUCGACGGCAAACGAGCGGAAUGUAAUCGAUUAUCUGCGGAGCCACACUAUCAGCCCCAUCCCCCAUUUCGGUAGUUUCGUGCUGGCCGCAAACAAACCCAAGCCGGGGCCCAACAUAGGCAAAAAGGGGACCGUAUUCCUGGAUUGGAUUGGUUUGCGGAUGGCUCGAAAUGGCCAACUGGAACGCAACGAGGCGCUACCGUAGCAGAACGUCGACUUUGCGACACCGGCAUCGACAUCGACAACUCCCUAAAACCGUUCCGUUAUUGAUCGAGGCUCAUUAGCUUGAAGUUUCGACUAGGGACUCGUUUUUGCUAUCACUUUGCCUAUUUCUUCCACAGUACAUUGAAAGCAAUUACACGUAUAGAGAUCCUCUUCGGAGGAAACCCCCGUCCCGAACGAAUCAAGCGUGACGACAGUACUGCGAGGAUACUUUCGUCACGUUGCACUCGUUGGGAACGGUCCAUAGGUUAAGGCAAGCAAUCAUCCAGAGCUAGGAACAGAGCACGAAGGAAGGUGAACGGUGGUCGCUUCUGAUCGAUCGGGUUGUGCCGUGGAAAUAUUGCAGCUUAGAUUUUCCAUUUUCAUAAACAUAAAACCCAGACACCGUAUCCAUUGCAAGUAACAUCAACAAGAUCAGAUGGAAAAGGGAAGAUGUAAGUUUUGUAUUUCCCCGUUUUGACCCGCAUGGAUCACCGUAGCGGUAGCCAGUUUAACCUUCCGUCAGUUUAACACUUCUGCACAUAAUAAAAUUCAAUUCGUUUCUUUUGUCGUUCAAGUUUGAUGGUUUAUAUGGCAAGUGUUGAAGAUAGACAUUAAGAAUGUUUGCUUUUCGUUUCUGAUGCCAACCGUGGGAACGAAAUGGUAAAGGAACAAACACAUUACAUUUGAUGCGAGGAUAUAAAUUAUAUGAAUAGUAUAGACUACCUAGCCUGUUACGGUGCAUGAACGAAGAAACUGUAACUUGGUCAUUUGAGGUCAAACGAAUCGCAACAUCGGAGACAGUCGGCCGGAUAGCAAACGUUUGCCGAAGCACAUACACCAAAAUGGUGACUAAACAAUCGUUUUAAUGUUUGCUAGCAGCAACUACAAAUUAGUUUAUAGGCAUGAUCAGUGGGCAGGGAAACAAGUGCUUCCCUACGGACGUGUAUAGGCAUGCAAAUCAAAUACUACUAUUACUACGAAACGGCUACUUCCGCAGCCUUUCCUUCCUUUUUUUAUAAUUCAAACUAUUGAUACAUGAUGACUUUCAUACCCCGCAUUUAGUUCGUAAGUGUACAAUACAGUAGACAAUGAUGUGAAGUAUACACAAAGGCAAAUAAAAAUAUAGUUUACAAA